This is a messenger RNA of Pocillopora meandrina, 488 nucleotides long. The record is from the annotation of a GenBank genome assembly. NCBI's taxonomy places the organism in Eukaryota, Metazoa, Cnidaria, Anthozoa, Scleractinia, Pocilloporidae.
UGGAAAAGAAAAUGGCCGCAGGAUGGUCACUCCAAAACGAAAAGCUCUUCGACUUCUCGCGAAGAGGGAAGACACAUUAAGGAGCAGCGAAGCUCUUUCCGUUUAAAUGUCAUUCUUCUCAUUAUUAUGAUCAUGUUUUUUCGUGCCUUCAUUUGAUGAGCAAUAACCUGCUUUACCUGAAAUUUCUGUUGGGUCCGAUUGUUUACGCGUAGCACGUGCUUAAAUACCGUGAUUCUCUCGGAAAAAUAUAUUGUACCCACAAAGAUAUCGGCGGGGAAGGCAAGCUGACCGGAACUGAGAGAUCAACAACUGAACUGAACCAAUCGGCAAUAACGUUGUUCAGCUUCAAAACCUUGCCAAUAGAGUGAGUCUGGAUUUGAACUAUUGAUCACUUUGAAAGGAAAGCUGCAGGCUAUCUUCAGAUACCAAGGUCUUUCAAACAACGCAACAUGGAUUUUGAUGCUACCUUGGAGGAAAAACCAAAUUGA